AUGGAAGGAAGCGAAACCCAGACAAGACAACCAAUAUGCGCUACCGUGCCUGGCUCCGACGUCACCAGGUCUAGAGAUAAGGACAACCUGGAAUCUGACGACAGACGUACUGGUGACACGGGCGGGCCCAGUAUACUCCGUGACGCUAUGGGAGACAUUUACCAACCGCUUCCUCGCGGUGAGUGGAUCCGGGUCUUGGAGGUACAUGAGGUCGACUCAGAACUUUUUUGCAACUUCAGAUACAUCUGCAUCGACAAUUGCAAUGUCGAGUACUCGGCCAUCUCAUAUGCUUGGGAAGACACGACUCCCGUCUCCAGCAUCUCAUUUCCAGAUGGGCGGUCGCUUCCACUGAGCCAGACACUUGUUGCACUCUUCAACUCGUUGCGGCAAGGUCAAUCCACCUUCACCGUAUGGAUCGAUGCCCUCUGUAUAAACCAGACAGACCCCGUUGAGAAAGCGCAACAGGUCAGCAUGAUGGGUAGAGUGUAUGCUUGUGCUAAGCAAGUAUUGCUGUGGCUAGGCGAGAGUGAUAACCGAGCGAGAGUUGCGUUCCGGUUCAUGCAGUUGAUAAGAGAGCACGGAUAUACCACUGACGACGAAAUCAAGCUCCUGCUGAGAGACAGUCCGAAGCCAAAGCCUCUGAGGGCUGUGCUGUCACUGCUGGCUCGCCCUUGGUUUCGUCGUGUCUGGGUCAUUCAAGAAAUCACGGUCAACCGGGAGGUUACUGUUGCAUGCGGCGUCGACCAGGUGCCGUUUGGCUGCUUCCGCGAUUCGGUCUUUCCUAUUUGGAAAUUCCACGAUAUGCCAAUAUACGAUGGACCGAGGUUGAGGGGAUUAUGGAACGCAACGAGAGUCAUACAGAUCCGGGAGAAAUUUCUCAGUGAGGGGCCACUUCCGUACGAAGACCUGCUUGAGACUGCCUACCACGUCAGAGCGACGGACGACCGGGACAUGAUUUUCGCUUUCUGGGGGAUCGGAGACCACAAAAGACCGAUCCCAGAACCCAGCUACAGCAUCACCGUGGAAGAAUUGUACUCCCAGACUGCAGAAGCAUUGCUUUGUCACGGGACCUCACUUGAUGCUCUGGCCUUGUCGGGUAUCUCGAUGUGCAAACGGCCCACAAGUCUGCCCACUUGGGUUCUUGAUCCGAGGAACCACUCUUUCUCUGAGCCAUUUGCUGCGCUUCGAUCAGUUCUUGAGCUGAGGCAUAGGAUCCCGGGCGGCGUCUCUGACGAACAGUGGCUGGAAUUGGUGUGGCCAAGCUUAAUCCUUGGUCUUGAUAUUGAUGAUGAACCGGUUGGGUCAGAUUAUCGCGAGCACUUCAACGAGUGGCUUACGUGUCUGUUAUCGAGCACUAGUGACGAUGAUCUUGUCCAGAUUCAACAGAACAUCUAUCACCGGACAAUGACACCAAGGGUUGAUGACUGGAAAGCAUUCCUCACCCAAGAAGGCACAUUUUGCAUCGGACCACCAGAAGUCCAAGAUAGAUGCCAGUAUGGCGAUAGCACUCUGACUUCCUUCGUCUACCAGGGUAUUCGAAACAAAAAGGCGUCUGAUAUCCCCGAUCUUAUCAAGCUUGGCAUCGUGGCUGUACAUGGCCUAUCCGGAGACUGGGAGUCGACUUGGACGGACCCCGACAGCAAAAGUCUCUGGCUGAGAGAUUUCAUUCCACUGCAGUUUCCUGACCUUAAGUUGCGGAUCUGGUCCUUCGGCUAUGAUUCUUCGACUGCUUUCACCAACAGUGUGGCAGACAUAGAUGAUGCAGCCAAGGCUUUGAUCAACGCCUUAGACGGGGAGCGACAGAGGAAGAGCUCGAGAAGAAGACCAAUCAUUUUCAUCGCUCACAGCCUUGGGGGUAUCAUUGUCAAACGAGCCAUGAAUUUGGCCAACGAGCGCUCAGAACUGUGGAAAGACAUUGUCGAAAGUGUCUUCAGCAUUGUCUUUUUCGCUGUCCCACACCGCGGAGCCGGCGCUGCCUACCUGGCAACAGUGGCUGCUCAGAUUGUUGACAAGUACUCAGCCAGUCUCGAAUUGAACAAUGAGCGGGCGAUCCCAAUUCAAGGCGCGAACCAUCGAGACAUCUGCAAGUUCUUUUCUGACGGCAGUCAGAAGUACAAGCCGGUCAGGAACGCAUUGCGGGACAUCAUCGAAGCCGCUUUGCACAGGAAUGACAUAAACAGCGAAGAAGAUGGAUCUGGAAAGUCAACAGCUAUUCGAGCCGCAUAUCACCAGUUACUGGAGGAACAAGAGGUCCUUGACGGUUCGCACCGUGUCGCAGCGUUCUGUUUUCAGAAGGAUUCCGGGCCUCUUCUGCGUUGCCCCGAUGGGAUGUACCGCGCUUUACUUUACCAGAUUCUCAGUCGUCAAAGGAAAACCAUUAAUGAAGUUAUCAAGAAGAGAGCUCCCAAGUUGAGGGGAGAUGAAUCAGCUGAUUCCUAUCGACAAGACGCAUAUGACUACCGAGAACUACUUCUUGGAGUUCUCAGCGAAGACCGGCACCGCUCUCGGAGCACGACAAUACUCAUUGACGCGUUGGAUGAGUGCGGUAGUCAAAGUGGCCUGAAUUUGGACCGAUUCUUUCACGAUAUUGUGAGGUCCAACGAUUUCAGCGCCUUGAACAUCUGUCUUUCCAGCAGACACUUCGGCGCUGCACGCUGGCUCUGGCUUAGCCCACUAAGUGCUAUCGAAGAGAAUGGCGCACUCGUCGAAAUUGAUGCACCGGUGAUCGAAGUCGAGACGGAGAAUCGUGGUGCGAUUAGUGAUUACAUUGAAGAGAAACUAUGUGUUUACAGCCGGGACACUUCGGAUCUCGUUGCUCUCAAAGAACAGAUUCAGACAAGGUCCUCGGGCAUUUUUCUCUGGGUAGAGGCUAUUGUUGACCGCUUGAUAGAAGACCUUCGCAGGAACAGGCCCGGCCAACUGGAGCUUCGACUCCAGCCGACUCCAAGUCGUCUUCAGAAUCUGUAUGAUGGAAUUCUCUGCACAGCAGAAGAUCGUGCGAAAAGUUGGCGGUUUUUCCAAUGGCUUUUACUGGCCCCCAACCUGAGCCUUGGGGCCUGGAGAGAUCUCAUUCCUUUCUUGCAAGAUAGCGCACCUCUGCCAGCCGAUGAUCAUCAUUCAACUGGUGGAGAGGCAGGGUCUUGGAAUACUGCAGACGGAGACACGAUGGUCGUGCGACUCAUGCAUGGAUCUUUAAGGCAAUUUCUUCAGGAUGAGGCCGGAUUCGACAUACUGGAGCCCAUGAUAGAGGACCACUACGGUGAAGGCUUGAUCAUGGCCAUGAAUACUUGCCUUGACUUCAUUAAGGCCCGAGAAUUUUCGAGUGUCACACUGUCAUCAGAAGACAUCCAAUCAGAUGACAUAGCACUUCAAAUGAGAGCGGUGCUGGCUCAUCUGAAUCGAGUGGCGAAGCAACAUUCGGAAAGCCAGCAGGAGAAGCGAUUCCGAAUCGAGCGAUGGAGAGAUUCUGUGGCGGAAGCAGGACAUUUUUCCGGCAUUCCAAGCCCAGAUAUGGACUCUAGUUCUCAAUACUCUACACAAAGCCUGAGAUGGGAACGUUGGUCAUCAGAACUCCUUCCGUAUCUCUUGGCCCUCUUUCCAGAGUUUGCCCGCAAUGGGCUGAAGCUCAAGGGCUACAUACAUGGUCUGUCCAUUUUCAUCUUCCUGGGCCAGCGCGUCUCGUUUCCAGCGCCACCACAUCAUAUUCCCUUCGGGAAGAACUGUUAG
This is a messenger RNA of Diaporthe amygdali, 3726 nucleotides long. RefSeq lists its product as uncharacterized. The transcript has 13 exons. The coding region runs from base 1 to 3726 and encodes 1241 amino acids. NCBI's taxonomy places the organism in Eukaryota, Fungi, Ascomycota, Sordariomycetes, Diaporthales, Diaporthaceae. The record is from RefSeq and is a predicted model, not a curated record.